AUGAUCCGGACUGGUUUGAUACAAGAUAUCUUCUUGGUUAGCCGGAUUAUUGCUUUUCUUACCAAUCCAUCUGCGUAUCUCAAUAUGCACUAUGCUCGUCACAUAUUUGAUCAAAUACACCACCCGAACGAGUUCAUAUGGAAUUCCAUGUUCAGGGGCUACACCCAAGGUCGAGCUCCAAGAGAUGCACUAUUACUUUACAAGCAGAUGCUUCUCCAUGGGUUUUCUCCUGACAAUUACACAUACCCAAUUGUAACCAAAGCUUGCUCUCAUCUUUGUGCGCUUCAAACUGGUAAACUUCUUCAUGGGCAGAUUGUUAAACUUGGGUUUCAAUCGGAUGUAUGUAUAAUGUCUGGCGUUAUCAGUUUUUAUGUGAGUUGUCGGAGAAUCAGUGUUGCAAGAGAAAUAUUCGAUGAAAUGCCUGAAAGAGAUGUGGUUGCAUGGACAACAAUGAUAUCGGGUUAUUCUCAGUUGGGCUGUUCUGAGGAAUCCUUCCUUCUGCUAGAUGAGAUGGAAAGGACAGGUGUCAAGCCAAACAACAUCACCAUCAUGAGCCUACUUUCGGCAUGUGGGAAUCUCCAAGCUCUUGACAGAGGCCGGUGUCUCCAUUCUUAUAUUCUGGAGAAUAACAUGGAACAUGAAACGGUAAUUGCUAAUGCACUCAUCAACAUGUAUGCCAAGUGUGGAAUCAUGUCAUGUGCGCUGGAAGUUUUUGAAACGACCCCCAUGAGAAAUGCAGUUACAUGGAAUACUUUGAUCAGUGGCUUCAUUCAGAAUGGCCUCCCUACAGAAGCAAUGAGGCUGUUUCGAGAAAUGGAGUGCUCAGUUGUAAGACCCAAUGAGAUCACAGUUGUAAGUGCUUUGUCAGCUUGUGCACAAAUGGCUGAUUUUGAACAAGGAAAAAUACUUCAUUUGUACAUAAAGGAAAAGAGGUUUAACCAUGAUGUCUUUGUAGGAAAUGCUCUUAUUAACAUGUAUUCAAAGUGUGGGGAUUUGGAUGGAGCUAUGUGUGUAUUCCAUCAAAUGCCAGACACAGAUGUUAUUUCAUGGACAACGUUGAUAACUGGCUACGUGCAUGGAAGCAAGUUCAAAGAGGCCUUGGCAAUCUUUCAGGAGGUGCAGCUCUGUGGAGUCAAAGCAAAUGAAGUUACUUUGGUUAGCUUGUUAUCAGCUUGUUCACAGAUUGGAGCAUUGGGUCAAGGCAAACUCAUUCAUGCUUACAUUGAAGAGCACAAUGUGAAGCAAGAUCUGUGUCUAGGAAAUGCAUUGAUUGAUAUGUAUGCCAAGUGUGGAUGCAUUGAAAGUGCAUUAUGGGUAUUUCAUGGUAUGUCUUGUAAAGAUACUUUUUCGUGGAAUGCAAUGAUUGGAGGGCUUGCCAUGCAUGGGCAUGGAAAAGUAGCCAUUGAUCUCUUUACCCAAAUGCAAAGGAUAGGGGAAACCAUACCUGACGAUGUCACCUUUAUAACUGUUCUCAGUGCAUGUUCUCAUACAGGUAUGGUUCUCGAAGGAUAUCACUACUUCAAAUCCAUGUCUAGCUUAUAUGGCAUCACGCCAAGCAUCGAGCACUAUGGAUGUAUGGUGGAUCUCCUCAGUAGAGCGAGCCUCUUAGAAGAAGCAAGGAAAUUUAUUGUAAACAUGCCGAUAGAACCUAAUUCAGUCAUUUGGGGAUCUCUGCUUUCUGCUUGUCGUUUCCAUGGUAAGGUUGAACUUGGGGAGAAAGUUGCUGAACAAAUCCUCAAGUUGACUCCUGAUGACAAGGGUGUAUAUGUGCUUCUUUCAAACAUGUAUGCUAACCUGGGUAGGUGGAAUGAUGCGAAAAGAGUGAGAACUAAGAUGGAAAAUACAGGAAUUGAGAAGUCCCCUGGAUGCAGUUCAAUUGAAGUGAAUGGUGUUGUUCACGAAUUUUAUGUGGGGGAAAUAGCGUAUGAUAAAUCUAGUCUUACAUAUUUAGUUCUCAAUGGAUUGAUGCUUCAAUCAAAAGAGUUGUUCUAUCAAUGA
Molecule: messenger RNA, 1998 nt
Organism: Telopea speciosissima
Lineage: Eukaryota; Viridiplantae; Streptophyta; Magnoliopsida; Proteales; Proteaceae
Product: pentatricopeptide repeat-containing protein At3g22690-like
Exons: 1
Coding region: 1-1998 (665 amino acids)
Biological process (GO): RNA modification
Molecular function (GO): protein binding; RNA binding
Source: RefSeq, a predicted model, not a curated record